GACAACAUGUAUAUAUCAAGGCAGUCUAGAGAUAAAUCUCUAUUGGAAUUAUUCUCCAUGGCGAACCGAAACAAAGUAUCCAGGGUUGCCAUUGCAUUACUCCUUGGACUCCUCAUAGCAAUCCCAACAGGGGUGAAAUCCAUUGGUGUGUGUUAUGGAAUGAAUGGAAACAAUCUGCCUCAACCAAGUGCUGUGGUCAAUCUCUACAAAUCCAAAAGUAUCAACGCAAUGAGGCUUUAUGGUCCAAACCAAGAUGCUCUCCAGGCCCUCAAGGGUUCCAACAUCCAACUCAUCUUAGAUGUCCCAAAAAAUGAUCUCCAAUCAUUGGCUUCUAACCCUUCUGCAGCCAACGAUUGGGUCCAGCAAAAUGUGAAGGCCUAUUCUCCUGAUGUUUCGUUUAAAUACAUCGCAGUUGGAAAUGAAGUGAUUACUGGGGAUUACGCCCAGUAUGUGCUCCCUGCCAUGAGAAACAUCUAUUCAGCUCUUUCCUCUGCCGGCCUACAAAAUCAAAUAAAAGUCUCAACUGCAGUCGCCACUUCAGUUCUUGAGAAAUCAUCUCCUCCCUCAGAUGGGGUAUUCUCUUCUGAUGCAUUGACAUACUUGAGUCCAAUAGUUCAAUUUUUGGCCAGCAAUGGAGCCCCACUCCUAGUAAAUGUAUACCCCUAUUUCAGUUACGUUGAUAACCAAGGCCAGAUCGACAUCAAUUUUGCUUUGUUCACUUCCUCGGAAAUUGUUGUACAUGACGGACAAUAUAAUUACCAGAAUCUCUUUGAUGCCAUAGUUGAUGCAGUUUAUGCAGCACUGGAGAAGGUGGGAGGGUCUACUGUGCCGAUAGUGGUGUCGGAGAGUGGUUGGCCAUCAGCUGAUGGUACCGCAGCAACCAUCAACAAUGCACAAACAUAUAAUCAGAAUUUGAUCAAUCAUGUUGGUCAAGGGACUCCAAGGAGGCCCGGAAAGGCAAUAGAAACUUACAUAUUUGAGAUGUUUAAUGAAAAUCAAAAACAACCACCAGUAGAACAAAACUUUGGACUGUUUUACCCCAGCAUGCAACCAGUCUAUCCAAUCAACUUUACUUGAAAUGCCAAAGACAAUAUAGAAAUAGAAACGUCUAGAAUAAAACAAUGGAAGCAAUGGAAUGUGGUUUUUCCAUGACGAUUAUUUGGGAGUAUUCAUGUUGUAAUAAAGUUCAUCUUACUUGGAAGGUUUCACGUGAAUAAAUUUUAUCCUCAUAUGAUUUUAUUUGAAAUCAUAUAAUGUAUUGAAA
Messenger RNA from Elaeis guineensis (African oil palm), 1264 nucleotides. RefSeq names its product glucan endo-1,3-beta-glucosidase-like. Lineage: Eukaryota; Viridiplantae; Streptophyta; Magnoliopsida; Arecales; Arecaceae. Gene Ontology annotation, molecular function: hydrolase activity, hydrolyzing O-glycosyl compounds. The record is from RefSeq and is a predicted model, not a curated record. Gene Ontology annotation, biological process: carbohydrate metabolic process.